This is a messenger RNA of Oppiella nova, 1316 nucleotides long. Lineage: Eukaryota; Metazoa; Arthropoda; Arachnida; Sarcoptiformes; Oppiidae. The record is from the annotation of a GenBank genome assembly.
AUGAAUCCAUUUGUCUGCAGAGCUAUCGGUGGUCUUAUUGUCGACAAUAUCCGGUCUUAUGCCUCGCAAUCACCGCAACCCAAGGGUUUCUUCGGGAAACUCAUCGAUAACAUCAAACAAGAGAUGUCGAAGAAUAAGGAAAUGAAGGAAAGCCUCAAGAAAUUCAGAGAAGAGGCUCAGAAACUGGAGGAAUCGGAAGCGCUUCAGAAAGCGAGACAUAAAUAUCAAUCCAUUGAAUCGGAAACAGCGAAGGGUUCGCAACAAAUCAAAGAGCAUUUGGAGGCCUUUAAAGACAAGAUAUCAAAGGGUUUAGAAGAGGCCCAGAAGACAGAGAUCGGCAAAAAAGGACUCGAAAUGACCGAUGAGUUGUCGAAACAGGCGAAGAGUGCGGCCGAGGCUUUGGCUAAAGGGACGGAACAAAUCAGUCAAAGCGAUGCCUUUAAGACUGUUUCACAGACAGUGCAAGCGGUGAGGGAAGAGAUCGGAGAGUCUGAUAGAGUGUAUAAAAGACCGGAAAAGUUGAGGAAAAGAAAAGAGGAAUCGGAGGACAUGUUUGCCCACCAGAAGCCCAUCGAACCAAAUGAAACAGCGACAGGUGUAGAGCUACACAAAGACAGUCGGUUUUACCAGAGUUGGCAGAACUUUAAAGAAAACAAUCCAUACGUUAAUAAAGUGUUUGACUGGAAGAUGAAAUACGAUGAGAGCGAUAAUCCUGUGGUGAGAGCCUCUCGACUCAUCACUGAUAAGAUGUCAGAACUGUUCGGCGGACUCUUCUCCAAAACAGAAUUGUCUGAAGUGUUGACAGAAAUCUGUAAAAGUGAUCCCAAUUUCGAUAAAAGCCAAUUUUUGAAAGACUGUGAAAAUGAUAUCAUCCCCAAUAUAUUGGAGGCAAUGAUUAGACCCGAUCUUGAGAUCCUCAAAGACUGGUGUAAUGAAGCGCCAUACAACCAAAUAGCUCAGCCUAUAAUACAGGCCCAAAAGUUAGGCUAUAUAUUUGAGUCAAGAGUUCUGGACAUUGAGAACGUAGAUUUAGCGAUGGGGAAGAUCAUGGAGAACGGGCCCGUCCUUAUCAUCACUUUCCAGGCGCAACAAAUCAGUUGUGUUAAGGACUCCAAAGGCAAUGUGAUUGAAGGCGACCCGGAGAAGAUAUUACGCGUGCAUUACGUGUGGGUCUUAUGUCGCGAUCAGAAUGAGUUCGACCCAAAGGCCUGUUGGAAACUCAUGGAUCUCUCGGCCAAUAGCGCCCAACAAUGGCUUUAAACUAAGUUUAUAUACAACACACAGUCUUAGCUCACAUUAUAUUAACGAUUUAGGUG